This is a messenger RNA of Fragaria vesca subsp. vesca, 730 nucleotides long. RefSeq lists its product as uncharacterized. Lineage: Eukaryota; Viridiplantae; Streptophyta; Magnoliopsida; Rosales; Rosaceae. Gene Ontology annotation, molecular function: chromatin binding. Gene Ontology annotation, cellular component: nucleus. The transcript is spliced from 2 exons. Gene Ontology annotation, biological process: mitotic G2 DNA damage checkpoint signaling. The record is from RefSeq and is a predicted model, not a curated record. The coding region runs from base 33 to 464 and encodes 143 amino acids.
AGUUGCCACCGGAGUUAUUCAAGAGACCAAAGAUGAACAAAUGUAAUGAUGCUUCUGGGUCUGGAGGAAAAGAAAAUGGUGGUGUUUAUGAGCUUCAAAAUUGCAGACCGGUUAUCUCUAAGAGGAAUACCAACAAACAUGUGCUCUCCCCAGCAGAUGUGGAGGACUGGAACUGCAAGUUGACAAUGAACAAGAACACGUCACAUUGGAGCCAUCUCAAGAUGCAAGAGAACAAUGAAUCAAGAUCCUUGCAAGCGAAAAAUGUUACACUUACAGGUGCUUCAAAGUGGAAUGAUUACGUAACCAAAGAUGAUAAUGAUGGCUUGAGAAUCAUUAACAACAAAAGCCGUGCAGAUAAUACAGAGCAAUGGAGUAAUCAAACAAUAGCAAACUAUGAGUAUGAGACAUUAACAACUGAUGAGAGGGUGGAAGAUGACAUCCAUCCUGAUUUCUUGCAAGGCUGAACUGAAGUUUAGUUAAGUCAAUGCUAUUGUUCAUAUGCAUGUACGGGACACCGAGGCACUAGGCGGUGGUGAGCCAAGUCUCUCACUCUCUCUCUCAAAUUUUUCCCAUGUAUCAAUUAGAGAGUGCUUUAUAUCCUUCCAAACACCAAAUAUCUGUUCUAUAAUAAAGUAAAAACUGAUCAGCCGAGGCAUUAGCCACGGCCUGUCAGUAACAUAACCAUAGUGACUAUUUUUAUUUAAAUAGAUGAUGAAUAUGGGUUUUCUCC